Molecule: messenger RNA, 413 nt
Organism: Cercocebus atys (sooty mangabey)
Lineage: Eukaryota; Metazoa; Chordata; Mammalia; Primates; Cercopithecidae
Product: metallothionein-2-like
Exons: 3
Coding region: 81-266 (61 amino acids)
Molecular function (GO): metal ion binding
Source: RefSeq, a predicted model, not a curated record
UUGAGCUUCACCACGCCUUCCACGUGCACCACUGCCUCUUCACUUCUCGCUUGGGAACUCCAGUCUCGCCUCGAGUUGCAAUGGACCCCAACUGCUCCUGCUCCGCUGGUGACUCCUGCACCUGCGCCGACUCCUGCAAGUGCAAAGAGUGCACAUGCCCCUCCUGCAAGAAGAGCUGCUGCUCCUGCUGUCCUGUGGGCUGUGCCAAGUGUGCCCAGGGCUGCAUCUGCAAAGGGGCCUUGGACAAGUGCAGCUGCUGUGCCUGAUGUCAGGAUGGCCCUACUCCAAAGUAAAAAUAGAGUGACCCGUAAAAUCCAGGAUUUUUUUUUUUUUUAAUAAAUCUUGACCAAUUUGCUACAUUCAUUUUUCUGUGAAAUAUGUGAAUCAUAAUUAAACACUUAGACUUAAUUCUG